UGUCGUCUUCUGGUUGAUGCUGGUACCGAGGCCCUCAGGGACACAUUUAAUGUCAUCCAUCCACCAGAUAAUCUUCACACAGUUUUAGUAGAGAAGAAAGCGACGAAAUUGAAGUCACUGAAAACAAGAAAAGUUAUAACCGUAACGCAAUGGGGAAAGCUCCUUCCAGCCAUUCCAUCCUCGAUGUCAUCGGCAAAUUUUGACAUCACACUUUCAAUGGUCCUGGCCUGCUCCGAAACAUGCAUAUGCGGUUUAUCUUCUCCCGUAACAAGCUGGUAUACACUUCCUGCUGUGGCAGAUAUGAGUCGUGAAGCUGAUAUUGCUCGUUUUAAAUAUUACAGAAACACUGUGUAUGGUCUUACCGAGUGUGCUUCAGUUGAUGAUGCGACUUUCACUGAACACAUGCUGAAGCGACAUCAGGUGAGACUCGGUGAGACUGGGUGGGGCGAAAUACAAAUCAGCCAUUGA
Molecule: messenger RNA, 468 nt
Organism: Pocillopora meandrina
Lineage: Eukaryota; Metazoa; Cnidaria; Anthozoa; Scleractinia; Pocilloporidae
Source: the annotation of a GenBank genome assembly